CAGGCCAGUAUUGACAAGGCUUUCAAUAGCUCAACCAGUAUUCAAAGUAACAAUGAUAAGGUGGGUGAAUUGAAAUUACUUACUUGCGCAUAGUGCAUGUGAUCCCUGUGGGUAGUUUUUAAGUCAUGGUUCCUUGACCUCAGGAUUUCAGAGACAAUCUAAGAAAAUGUGACUCUGAGGACAAGGCAGUGCAGUUUUGAUGAAUCCAAGCAAUAUAUAUUUAUUUAUUUAUUUGGCAUAUUAAAGUUCAUUAAUUAGCAGCUACCCAGAUUAAUUGCAUGGUACCUUUCAAGAUUGCCACAUGCACUUUCAGUCCUUUUCUCCAAGAACUUUCCUCAAAACUACUGUAUAAAAAUCACAUGACACAGGGACAAGUUGUUCAAUUUAUACCUUGAAUCAAUUUCACUAGCUGCACAUGAAAUAGAUUAUUGGGUACUUUUUUUGGUCACUGUUACACUGUUUUUUUUUUUUGUUUUCAUUUCUUUAGCUCUUGUUUAAAAUGUUCACAACUUUUAAAUUGAUUCUUUACACACUUUCUCUGUGAGCUGUCACUGAUGUGCACCUUACCUAUAAUUUGUGAUUUCAGGGGAUAUCCCUAUCCUGUCUUUUUAGUUCAAGUUUAAGAUAGAAUUUAUAUAUUUUUUUUUUUUUCAGAGUGAUUUACAAGGGCCAGGCUCUAUGAGCAACAGUAUGGAUUCUCUCAACAAAGUUUCUGGACCAUCAAGGUUUGAUUGUCUUGCUUUUUGCAUUCUGUUGCUGGAGAUUUCUUUAAUGCAGUUAAAAGCAAUUUAACAGAGUUGAAAACUAAGAGGAUCAGUAGUAUUCAGCUGUUUCUGCAUAUGCGCACAUGUCAGAGUUCCAUGUGCUCUCUGAUUGAGGCAUUCUUGCACGUGCUUUGAGCAUGAGCUUGCAGCAUGGUUUGGACCAACAGUUCAUCAUCCAGGUAGUUUUCCCCACCCCUUCCCCCUCUUUCCACCAUUUAUUCAGUGUGACUGAGGUCUGCUUCCCUUUUCUGCAUGGGGGCUCAUGGCUGGGUUGCAUGGAUUUGCCAUGGUCCCUGCUCUCACCACUGUGCCAUCCCUGCACUCAUCACUGUGCCAUCCCUUCUCCCAUCACUGUGCCAUCCCUGCUCUCAUCAUUGUUCCGUCCCUGCUCCUAUUACUUUGCCAUCCCUGCUCUCAUCAAUAAUGCAAGGGUCUAUGCUUCCAUCACUGUGCCAUCCCCGCUCUCAUCACUGUGGCCCAGGUCCCUGCUCUCAUCACUGUGUCAUCCCCACUCCCAUCACUGUGCCAUUCCUUCCUGUUAUUUCAUAGACAGUACUCUCUUGGAUCAUACAGAUGACACUCCAUUUUGGACCUGGUUCACUAAAAGUUAAUAUUAAUAAUUACAUUCAUUUGGUGUUUUAACAGUUUUUAUUACCUUUCAAUGACAGAAGUAAUCUUGAUGUUAUUAGAGCUGUCUCUGGUAAUGACAAGUGUGCAGACUGCAGCAGCACU
Pocillopora meandrina is the source of this 1496-nucleotide messenger RNA. The record is from the annotation of a GenBank genome assembly. NCBI's taxonomy places the organism in Eukaryota, Metazoa, Cnidaria, Anthozoa, Scleractinia, Pocilloporidae.